This is a messenger RNA of Photinus pyralis (common eastern firefly), 1776 nucleotides long. RefSeq names its product tumor necrosis factor alpha-induced protein 8-like protein. Gene Ontology annotation, biological process: regulation of apoptotic process. Lineage: Eukaryota; Metazoa; Arthropoda; Insecta; Coleoptera; Lampyridae. The coding region runs from base 66 to 710 and encodes 214 amino acids. The record is from RefSeq and is a predicted model, not a curated record. Gene Ontology annotation, cellular component: cytoplasm. The transcript is spliced from 4 exons.
UGCACAUUUUGUUCCAGAUGCACAAGGUUUUUACAAUACACCUAACAUACUAGGCCUUAUCUAAAAUGUCCGUCACAUCAACAGAAUUGGAGAGUUGGUUGAUUUAUCAGUACAUCGUUUCAGAAUGUAAUCAUUGUCUUUUUAUGAGUGACACUGGAUUUCGUGCACGAGAUAUUGGACUGCGAGCACAAAAAAAAAUCUUGUCUCGUAUGGCAGGCAAACAUGUGGCUAGAGCUCUCAUUGAUGAUGUUACUGCGUCCCUUCUGGACAAUCUAUACUGCCUUGCUAAGCAAUACUCACACAACAAAAAAGAAGCAGAGAAGCUAAUAAAAAAUAUUAUAAAAAUCGUCAUAAAACUUGGAGUGCUUCACCGUAAUGGAGUAUUUUCACAAGAAGAGUUAAAUUAUUCGGAGCAUGUUAAAAACAAACUACACAUGGCUGUGAUGGCCGUUAUAUCAUUUCACGAAGUAGAUUUCAGUUACGACCGUAAUUAUCUCAUAUCAGCCCUAAAUGAAUCUCAUAAGUGCCUUCAAUUUAUCGUUUCUAAACAUUUGACAGAGAAAUCACUAGCAAGAAUUGAUAGCGUAUUUCACUUCUUCACAAAUGAUCAUUUUUUGGAUGCAAUUUUUAAAACAAAUUCGGAGUAUAAAGACGUUGUCAGUAGGAUUGUGUCCGAUUUGAAUAAAGCAAUCGAUAAUGGAGAUCUUUAAAGAGCUUGGUAGACCCAUACCGUUGGACAACUAACUGGACCAGUAGCUGUAUGGUCGAGAAUGCUCACAAUAAUUUUUUGUAAAUGAAUUACACAAUGCGUGGCACAUUUAAAACACCUAUACCUUACACAAUCUGUAUAUAUUAAUUUUAAAAUAUUUUAUGACUCACUGCUUUUAUAGUCCAAUAUUGUGUCUCAUUAUUUUUUGUACUUAUAAUAAUAAUUAGUGUGCGACUUUGAAAAAUACCUAAAUGUAAUGUAGUAAGGAAACGUGCGUUGAAAGUAUUACAGUAGUCAAAUGGAUAUUAAUAGUCGGUUUAAUACGAGCACUACAUUAAUUUAAAGGGUAUUUGCCAUGGUUAUUUAUUGUUGAUUAACACCUUGUGACUUCAGCGCACUUUAAAAGAGAAUAUAUUAAAAUUACUGCAGGAGUGUCGAUGUUAUAUUAAAUAUUAACGCCUAUUUGUUUAAGAUGGUAGUCAUUAUAUGAAACUGUAUUGUUACAUGAGGGAUGUUAAUGUAUGUUACUAUGUUUUAACUCUUUCGUCAUAUCCAGAUGCUGUAAACAUAUCCCCUUAUUGUUAAAUGAUAUUUUUAUAUCUUGCCAUUCGUCAAACAGGCAAUAGUGUACGACAAUAAAAUUUUAGUACAUUAUUUUCUGGUUCCAUUUCCUAGUCAUUGGCAAGAAAUGAUUUAGUGAUAUUUAUGUUUGAUAGCAAUACGAAUUUUGAAGAUUUAUCAAAAUGGGAUCAACUAACCAAAUAAUUUAAGGUCUAUCUGUAACCAUACUCAUAAUUUGAUACCAAAUAUUUUUUUGUACAUUAUUUAAAUUUACAAAUAUUUAUUUUAAUUUUUACUGCUAUUAUUAUUACAUUAUUUUUUAGAGUACCUAUAAUAAUUUAUUUUAAUCCUUUAGUGACAUAUAGAAACACUGGUCAAAUUUACUAAUCAUUGUCUUGUUAUAAUUUAUCUAUCUUUGUAGUGUGGAGUAGCAUUAUUACAUGUAUUUGUUACAACAUUUGUUAUAUCCAAUUUUAUGUUUUAUUUAUUAAAUAAUGUCCAUUUUA